CCAGCAGCAGAGUUGUUCUGGGAUCAGUUCUGCCCCCCUGUGGGUAAAGUAACCAACGCAUGGGAGUGAGUACCCUGCCACCAAGGUUAGUCAUUAACCUUGUCUAGUCACUCAGGGCACCGAAGAAAGCGGACAGCAGCAUUCUGACCGAGGCAUGCUGCCGCUCCGCUGCCACAUCUCACCAUGGGCGACUGGAACCACUGUGAGCGCGAGCGGGCUUUGUCCAUAGAGGACGGCGUUACUGUGGUGUUUCAUAAAGUUGACAGCCAUGCUACAAACAACAGUGACGACGACGACAGUGGCGACGAUGAACGGACAACUGCCACGAUUCACUUGCAAAGUAACUGCCAUGUGUCGUGUGAUUACGAGGAUGGUGAUGCUGAGGAAGCGAGGGCGAAUUCACCGGAAGGCAGCACGAAGAAAACAUUGUGCCCGCCGGCGUUUUGCGUCAGAGGCAAGCUCGCAUCCCGAGAAGGAAGCGCACUAACAGACUCAGAGAAACCAAAGAGAUGUCAAGGUCUGGGUUUGUUCUAUGCUUUCCUGGCCACAGUUUUCUUCUCCAUCAUUGCGCUCUUGGUGAAAACAAUCGAGGGAAUCCACGCCAUAGAGAUCAGCGCCAUACGCUGCUUCUUCCAGAUGCUCUUUACUAUGCCGUUACUCAUCUACCACAAGACAGGUUUCCUUGGUCCCAGAGCAAGGAUAUAUCUGGUGCUUCGAGGCUUCAUUGGUUCCAAUGCCAUGAUCCUGCUCUUCUAUGCUGUUCAGCAGAUGCCUCUAGCGGACGCCACCGUCAUCAUGUUCAGUAAUCCAGUCUUUACCUCCAUCCUGGCCUGGAUCUUCCUGAAGGAGAGAUGCACAAUCUGGGAUUGUGUCUUCACUGUCUUCACUAUCACUGGAGUCCUCCUCAUCGCAAGACCGCCAUUCCUAUUUGGCGAUCAUCGACGUACCAUUGAUGGCAACUACAAUAACCACAUCAAGGGAACUAUUGCUGCAUUUGCAGCUGCUAUUGGGGCUGCUUGUACAUUCGUUAUCCUUCGCAAGAUGGGGAAGAGUGUCCAUUACUACCUCUCCGUCUGGUACUACGCUGUCAUCGGCUUCAUCCAGUGCCUCAUCACCACAUCCGUCCUCGGAGAGUGGAAAAUCCCCAACUGUGGCCGCGACCGCUGGCUGCUGAUGCUGAUAGCUGUCCUGGGUAUCGCCGGACAGACCUUCCUCACAAAGGCCCUUCAGAUCGAGAAGGCUGGACCCGUGGCCCUGAUGAGGACGAUCGAUGUGGUGCUGGCAUUCACCUUCCAAUUCAUCUUCCUCAACCGUGCACCGACCUUAUGGAGCCUCGGGGGGGCGCUGUGCGUGGUGGCGAGCACUAGCGGAGUAGCGUUUCGGAAGUGGUACGUCAACUCGCGCAAAAGCUGAGAAGAAGGAGCAAGAUAGAGUACUUUGGCAUUACCAUUUCACCAUUUUAUGUUCUUGAUUAAUUCUGUAUUUUUACUUGUUACUUAGAUGCAAACCUGUGAGAGAGUUUAAGCUCUUUGGAAAUCAAGUAGAGGUCAGUUUUGAGUUUAUGAUUAAAUUCAAAACUGAAUUAUGUACAUCUAUACAUGUUGAUUCCUGAGAGUCAACUUGUGUGACUUGGGUUAUGCAUUUAUUUGUGUGUACAUCUCUGAAAGAAUUAGGAGGAAGGAACAACUGUCAGGUUCUCUGGAGCCUGAACUGCUUUCUAUCUGCAUACUCAAGACAGUUUUCCUAUUUCCUCCUCAAUAUAGUAUGUACAAAUUAAGUGGGACUGGAAGUUUACUUUUACCAGAAGCAAGCGGUUAAAUGAAGGAUAUCCUCAGUCCCAUUUUCGAUUUGCUUCUAGCUGACUAAAAUAGCAAAAGAGAAGACGUUUAUUGGGACCAGCCACACUGUUACAUAACUUUGCAAUAAUAAUAUGCUGAAAAAGGAAUACUACAUGACAUACUACACCAUGGAAUGAAUAUCUGCAAAGAGUACUUGUAGGAUCAAUCUGUCAAUAAGGAAAGGAAAUGCAAACCAAAAUGAAGUAUAAGCAUCUAAAUAUGCAUUUCUGUAUAGCAAACAAAACAUGUUAUUAGAAAGAUAUUGCAGAUAUAGAAAGAAAUAGAAACGAUUGAAAUAAAGGUUAGAAUGUUUUACUUGAAACAGUUUUACUAUUUACUCAGGGAUUUCUUUUCUAUGUGCUUAUAAUGCCCCUAAUAUGAAUUACACCUGAAUCCAACCCAAUGCAAUUCAUGAAGAAAUUAUUCCAUUGUGUUUUUUUUGUUUUUUUUCCCGUUAUCCCUAUCUCCAUCUCCCCUAACAUAUUACAAGACAAUAAGCUGAUAUCAACUGUUAUACAAUCCAAAGUUGAUAAUUUAUUAACAAUAUCUUUGAAGUGCCUUAAGUAGGGACCUCUAACCUCCAGCUUCCCUUAGUGGAGCUCCUCAGUCACCAGCAGCCUGUACUGGGCAGCUAUCAGGUGGGAUUGUGAAAGUAAAUAUGAAUAUGAAGUAAGGUUCUUACAACAAAGAAGAUCCAUCCCAAUAACUCGUGUUUAAAAAAAAAAAGUCUAACAGCAUUUUGAGGCACCUAUAAACUUUAAGGCAUUGCUGUUAUCCUCACUCUGAAGUCUUCAUUAUCUCAUGUCCACUCUAUAGCAGGGGUUCCCAACCCCCGGUCCGCGGACCGGUACCGGCCGCGAAAUAGCUGUGAGUUUAUCGUAAUAUUU
Molecule: messenger RNA, 2725 nt
Organism: Trematomus bernacchii (emerald rockcod)
Lineage: Eukaryota; Metazoa; Chordata; Actinopteri; Perciformes; Nototheniidae
Gene: slc35g1
Product: solute carrier family 35 member G1
Biological process (GO): regulation of cytosolic calcium ion concentration; calcium ion export across plasma membrane
Cellular component (GO): plasma membrane; endoplasmic reticulum membrane
Source: RefSeq, a predicted model, not a curated record